Messenger RNA from Lactuca sativa (garden lettuce), 1392 nucleotides. RefSeq names its product homogentisate phytyltransferase 1, chloroplastic. The record is from RefSeq and is a predicted model, not a curated record. Gene Ontology annotation, cellular component: membrane. Lineage: Eukaryota; Viridiplantae; Streptophyta; Magnoliopsida; Asterales; Asteraceae. Gene Ontology annotation, molecular function: transferase activity, transferring alkyl or aryl (other than methyl) groups.
ACAUGAAAUCAAUGCUUAUUGGAUCAGCCUUAAAGUCGUCAUCAUCUUCUUCUUUACGACCUCCAUUUUUGGCGACUGCAGUUGCUUCUUGUGAUCAUGAAAGAGUAAAAGUUUCAAGGAUUCAAGUGAGGAAAACCACAUUUGGGCAUUCUAAUAGCAUAUUUGGUAGAAUGAAUCAUCAACAAAGUCGCAAACAUAACGAUCCUGAAAGUGACAACAAGUAUUUUACAGAAGUUCAUAGACAUCAAAGACAAAUAAAAAAAGUUCUUGCAGUUGAUGCCUCUAAAGGUUUUGUUCUUCGUCCUCAAAUCGAUGGCAAGUCACUUGGAACUACAUUGGAAGUUAUUUACAGAUAUUCAAAAGUUUACACACUUCAAGGAACCGUAUUGUCCAUCGUCUCCAUUUCUUUGCUUGCCAUCCAGAAGCUUUCAGAUUUUACUCCAUUAUUUUUCGUUGGGCUUUUGCAGGCAGUCAUCGGUGGCGCUUUGGCCAACUUGUAUGUUGCGAGCAUAAAUCAGUUAUCAGAUGUCGACAUCGACAAAAUUAACAAGCCACAUUUGCCCUUGGCAUCAGGCGAGCUUUCCAUUGAAACGGGAACCCGACUCACCUUUCUGUAUGCUAUUUUGGGUUUUUGCCUCGGAUGGAGUAUCAAAUCUUGGCCGUUAAAGUUAGGUCUCUUCUUAUGGUAUGCCGUAGGAACGGCCUAUUCAGUUCACCUACCAUUACUACGAUGGAAGAGGGAUCCUGCACUUGCGGCAAUGAGCGUUUGGUCACUGCAAGGAGCGAUCAUUCCUAUUUUGUUCAACCUCCAUGCACAGACAUUGAUACAUGGAAGGCCGCUCUUAGUUUCUAAGCAUGUUAUUUUUGUAUCUGGAAUCAUGAGCAUCUAUGCAGUAGUUGCCGCACUAUUUAAGGACAUCCCUGACGUUGAGGGAGAUAAGAUAAAUGGAGUUAACUCGUUGGCAUCGAAAGUCGGGACUAAACCCGUAUUUUGGCUAUGUAUAGGGCUCCUUGAGAUGGCAUAUGGUAUGGCUAUAUUAAUCGGGUUGUUAUCAACCGGUUUUUGGACUCGAUUGAUGAUGGUGAUCGGUCAUAGCAUUCUUGGUUUUAUACUUUGGAGAGAAGCAAACUUGGUUGAUCUGAAAAACAAUGAGGCCAUUGAAUCAUUCUACUUGUUUAUUUGGAAGUUAUAUGGUGUGGAGUAUUUGUUGGUGCCCUUUUUAAGAUUUUGAGCAUGGAGAAGCCUCAAGUGAUGUGUGUUUCAUCAUGUAAUUUUAGUACUCGAUCGUUUUGUCACCAAUAUGUCCAAAAGUCAAUUAUUAAAUCAAAUUGGAUUUUUCAAUUUUGAGUUAUGAUUUCACUAAUAAAUAAAAGAUAUUGUCUUGAUUAGUA